AGCCACGGCGGACGCGUACGCGUAGCGCCCCGUCGCGACGGAACCGUCUCUCCUUCUCGGCGCGGCUCUUCUCCGAGGAAGGUCUUCCUCCGGUGCGCGUUUUCGCACCCCCCUCGGGGGGGGGAGGGUUUCCGGUUCUCCUCGGGGGGAGAGAGAGAAAAAAAAAUGAAAAACCUAACCCUCGCGACGCCGGAAGUGGGGGGGGGGACGUCACUUCCGGUCUUCUAUAUGGUACCUUCGCGCUAACUUCCUCGCCUCGUUCUCAGGAGCCGGACUCUCGUUUCUCUCCCGCGAGCUCUUUUCUCUUCUCACCUACCGAGCCGAGGUUCUCGCGCUCCCUCACGAUCUGUCAUCUGUCAUCUGUCAUCGGCGGCGGCGGAGGCGACACUGACUUAUUCCGUUCCGGCGGCGGACGACGAUAGACGGGGACUCGGGCUCUCUCUCUCGCGAUAGGUAGCGAAUAGGCGAGAGAGAGUGAGAGAGAGGGAAGACGCGCCCGAUCGUAAGCGCUGCGCGCAUCAAUGGCGGACGGCGACCCUUAGCAGAUUUGACCGAGACUCGCCAAGAUGGCCGCCCUCUUCGCACGCUGCCUCGAGAGCCUCGCGUUCGCCACCCCUCGGCUCUCCGCCCCGAUUCAAGUAAGAUGGGGCAGCUACCAAUCAUCUUCUAAAUAUACUAAACCUGAAAAGUACACAGAUUACGAGAUUACAAAAGAUCCAAAUGAAUGGAAAUAUGUAGAACGUCUGUUUGCGUCUAAAACUGUGCCUGAACCACCCACUGGAGAUGUUGAACUACCGUCUGGCUAUAAACCAGCGAAAGCGUCACCCAAGGAUUAUCCCUAUUUCAUUGAACGUAGUAGAAAUUAUAUGCAGCCUGUAUUGAAAAGAUCGAGCAGAGGACUGAGGAGACUCACAAUACUGAAGAAAAUUCAAGGAGACAUAUGGACAUUGGAUCAUGAUGUAAAGGAAUAUAUAGCAACAAGGUGUGGGCGGAAACCUGCUAGUAAGAUACAUGAAUUUGCAGGUCUAGUUACAUUUAAGGGCGACUGGGUUAGCCGCAUUAAAGAUUGGAUGAAUCUAAAAGGAUUCUAAAAAUCACCAGAGAAAGAUGCUUCAUAAGAAAUUGUUAUAUAUAUAUGUAAAUAUACAAUAAAAACAUUGAAUCUUUGUUAUGAAAUA
Molecule: messenger RNA, 1178 nt
Organism: Nylanderia fulva
Lineage: Eukaryota; Metazoa; Arthropoda; Insecta; Hymenoptera; Formicidae
Gene: mRpL49
Product: mitochondrial ribosomal protein L49
Biological process (GO): translation
Cellular component (GO): mitochondrial large ribosomal subunit; ribosome
Molecular function (GO): structural constituent of ribosome
Source: RefSeq, a predicted model, not a curated record